This is a messenger RNA of Chrysoperla carnea, 1389 nucleotides long. It is a transcript of the gene Sting, whose product is annotated as stimulator of interferon genes protein. Gene Ontology annotation, cellular component: endoplasmic reticulum membrane; autophagosome. NCBI's taxonomy places the organism in Eukaryota, Metazoa, Arthropoda, Insecta, Neuroptera, Chrysopidae. The transcript has 7 exons. Bases 105 to 1181 code for a protein of 358 amino acids. The record is from RefSeq and is a predicted model, not a curated record. Gene Ontology annotation, biological process: reticulophagy; positive regulation of type I interferon production; activation of innate immune response. Gene Ontology annotation, molecular function: 2',3'-cyclic GMP-AMP binding; cyclic-di-GMP binding.
UGUUUAGACUUGUAGUGGGGACAGGACGAAAGGUUCCGAUACUUGAAUCGAUACAAUUCAUUUAUUUGUUAUAUUUCGCAAGCAACACAUUUGAUUUUUAUGCGAUGUAUUCAGUUUGUUUUCUGGAUCUAAUUUAUUUUUUUCAUAUACUUCCAGUGACGGCGCUCUUCGAAAAAAAUUUCGAUAUGAAGAGGAUCAAAUUAGUCUUCACGAUUAUAUUAGUAGGAAUUUAUAGCUAUGGAUGUGCAGGAUUUGCAAAAACUGGAGAUCUGCAGCACAUUAGUUCUAUGGUUUCAGUAUCAUUUUUACUAAUUAUUAUUGGGACAAUUUCGACGAAUGUUUUGAAACAUGUUCAAAAUGAAAACGCAUUUAUAAUAAAUAAAGAUUUCUGGAAUGUUGUACGUAUGCCAACAUUAACAAAUUAUUUGUUAAUAUUAUUUACAACUGUACAAUUUUUUUUGGGCCAAUGGGAUUUCGAAGCAUUUUCACUUAUCAUGACAUUAUUCUCAGUCUUUUUUUUAAUUAAGUUAUAUAAUUUGGAUGUUAAUGAAUCAACAUAUUUGAAAAUAAUUGAAGAUUUAGAAUUAGAUUCUGGUUCUGGUUGGGCACACGGAUUUUUUAACGGUUAUUUGAGGAUAGUUUUACCUGAAACUGGUCGGGAUGGAACGGGUGGAAUCAUGGAGAGAUUUGAAAACUAUGAAAGUAUAGAAGGUGUUAAAAUUUUUAAGAAAAAAUUAUUUAUUUUGAUUCCCGCCUCAGGCGGAAAUUUACCAGCAAAGCUAGACGGAGAAUUGGAUGAUUGGAUUGAGAGUCGCAAGUCCUUGGAAACAUUAAAAAUUGAUCGUGCAGGAGUACAAAGACGUCCAUAUUCGAAUAGCAUUUACGUUGUACGAAACCCUGAUCCUGAGGUGGAAUAUAAUCCUUUUUAUAUUUGUAUGGAAGGUGCUACACCGUUAAAAACAUUAGAUGAAGCAUGUGGGGGGCAAACUUUUGGUGCAGAAAAGUUAAGGGAGAACAAACAAAGAAUUACGAAACAUUUUUAUACAGUUUUAAAAAGUUUAUUGGAUAACGACAGAACUUGCGGUCCUUUAUGCGAACUCGUAUAUUACGAUGAUUCUCAUGAAGACAAUGGUCAUUUUACCAUUGGAAAAAUGAUCUUCGAUCGUUAUUUAAGAGUUUAACAUCACAAACUCUUUGUUUCCCGCAAAAGAAUAAAAUACGCUCAUCACGCGUAUUCAUAAAGCCAUCGAAAUAUCUUUUGCACGGGAAUUAAAUAUUACAUAAAAAUCGAUAUAAAUUUAAGUAGUGAAAUUAUUUUUAAGGAGUACAUCUGCUACUUAGGAAAAUUUCUACUACACGUACCGUAAGUAAUUUCAAUUCUUUAAUUUA